Drosophila gunungcola (fruit fly) is the source of this 1418-nucleotide messenger RNA. Its product is annotated as mucin-2. NCBI's taxonomy places the organism in Eukaryota, Metazoa, Arthropoda, Insecta, Diptera, Drosophilidae. The record is from RefSeq and is a predicted model, not a curated record. The coding region runs from base 85 to 1362 and encodes 425 amino acids. The transcript has 5 exons.
GCCGCGCAUCGUGAAUCUCUGUCCCAGAUUCUCAGAUUCACAGAUUCCCAGAUCCCGGAGAUCUCGAUCCGGAAGUCAAUCGGUAUGCUUUCGAAAUCACUUGGAUCGCCUCUGUUUGGCUGCCUGAUCAUCAUCAGUGCAAUCUGUGGCAUCGCUCAAUCGAAUACCGUGCAGUCCUCCUGUCCGACGGGCUAUCAAUAUGUCGACGAGAAGUGCUUUAGCUUCUGUUCCGAGGGCCAGUACUUACACAUAGAUGGAAAAUGCUACCCACAGACUACGUAUAGGUGUGGCCCAGGAUAUUUCCUUAACAGUGAUGGAAAGUGCUAUCGCACAAGUCCUGAACCCUGUCCUUUUGAGUCCACAACCACAACAACAACAGAACCCACUACUACAACAACCACCACAACAACAACAGAGCCUACAACUACAACCACUACAACAACAACUGAACCUACCACAACAACAACAACCACUGAGCCACCUAUAGUUUAUCCUCCCAUUCUUGACGAACUGACUCGCUGUCCGCCGGGCUCGAUUUACUUCGACUCACAAUGCCGGAAAAUCGUCUGUUCGGAAGGUGAAUACUACGCUGGACGCUGCAUUUUCUCCGCCUGUCCGCCGGGAACUGUUUGGUUUGGUAAACGUUGCCAGGAACCAGGAUACAUCACCACUAUCCUGGAGAUUGGCAAUGAGAUCCACAAUGAGCACAGAUACACGGUGACCAGCGAAAACAUAAAUCGGGUAGAGUACAUUACAGCCGCACCUUACGAUCCGGAUAAGGACAAGACCUACGACUUUAGUACACCCAUAAGUGUCCCAGAUAAUAGUGUAUACCCAACAACAACAACAACAACAACAACAAGGCGUCCCUGGAUAUAUACCAGCAUUAGGCCAACCACGGAGCAGUCGGUGGUGGGUGAACCCUUCCCGGGACGAGUUCCCACGCCGGGUUGCUGUUUCGUGAAGAGUCCCCGCAUCUGCGUCAACUAUGCCCCCAACUGGGUGUGCUCCACCAAGGAGAAGAAGUUCUGCGAUCCCAGGGUCUGUACGGCGCCCGUAGUUUAUCUCAAGCCUCCGCAGAUAGUCCAUGGUGAAAACCCAAAGCGGGUGAUAAUGCCACCCAAUCCGCCGCUCCUGGCCUGCAGUACGCCGGAGUGCAAGGAGAGCGAGGUUUUGGAUUGUUCCGGCUGCAAGGAUAAUCGGCGAGAAAAGUGCUCGCCAGGCUGCUACAGCUACUACUGCCCCAAUGGAUCCUGCGCAUUUAUGAACACCGAGGACUUUUGCGCCAUAUAUCCUGGCGAAUUUGGGUGUAAUGCGAAAGAUGGAUGUAUCUGGGACUGGUGCAGUAAGAAGUGCUACUAGCUCUAGCUCUGUCAAUUGUUAAUCUUUAAAUCUUAAAUAAAUCAAGUAAACAUUUA